This is a messenger RNA of Raphanus sativus (radish), 897 nucleotides long. RefSeq lists its product as uncharacterized. Bases 85 to 792 code for a protein of 235 amino acids. Gene Ontology annotation, cellular component: plasma membrane. The record is from RefSeq and is a predicted model, not a curated record. Lineage: Eukaryota; Viridiplantae; Streptophyta; Magnoliopsida; Brassicales; Brassicaceae. The transcript has a single exon.
AAACCUUAACUUAUAUUGUUAAUUCUAAACCUUCAAAGUUUUUUUUUUCAUUUUUUUCUACACAUACAAAACUGUGAGCUAGGCAUGGCUGAGUCUAACGGGGAGGAUCAAGCUAAGCCUUUAGCCCCACUUUAUCUCACUCCCCGUAGCGACCAACCCGAAGAAGAUCAGUACCAACACCAAACCAAACAACACGUCCACCACAACCACCACCACCACCGGACCAAACUCAUCUUAUGUUGUGGUUUCACCUUAUCUCUAACCAUACUCAUCGCAGUCACUUUCAUCGUCCUCUCCCUCACGGUCUUCCACCUCCACAACCCGAAACUCACCGUAACUUCCAUCUCCUUCAUCCAACCGUUCGAUCUCGUCAACGGUAAAGUCAACACGACCCAAAACGCUACCGUCGCAGUGGAGAUCUCAUUACAUAAUCCUAACCCUGCCGUGUUUAAAGUCAAAGACGUUACGGUUCUGUUUUACCACGAUGAACUGGUGGUGGUGUUUGGGGAGAGUACUAGAAGAAGCGAAACGAUCCCGGCGAAAAGGACGGUUGAGAUGAAUCUAACGACGGAGAUUGAUACGAGAAAGCUACUGGCAUCUGUUCCAGGUCUAAUGGAGGAUUUCAACGGGAGCGUGGUGUUGAGAAACAGAGUUGUAGUUAACGGUAAAGUGAAGAUGAUCAAGAUUUUCAAGAAGUCUGUUCAGCUUAAGACAGAUUGUGACGUGGCCAUGAUGAUGAACGAUUCAUCAAAGACUACUUUUGAUUGUACAUACGAACAUGUUCGAAACUGAAAGAUCAAUGUCUACUCUUUAUUUAUAAAAAUGUCUGUAAAUAAAACUCAGUUCACAUGUAAAAAAAAGAAAAAUUUUGAUAUGAGCAAAACGUUUUGGUUUGAA